Molecule: messenger RNA, 744 nt
Organism: Ostertagia ostertagi
Lineage: Eukaryota; Metazoa; Nematoda; Chromadorea; Rhabditida; Trichostrongylidae
Source: the annotation of a GenBank genome assembly
AAGACAGCACUGUCUACCCUGAGGAGAAGCGUGAAGAUAUGCGACGCCUGCUCUGUAGUUUUUCAAAGGGACUCCGAAAUCCAAUCAGCAUUUCAGAUAGUCUACUCUUUUACGAAUGAUGACGAAGCUAAGUUAAGAGCAGUUGUGAAGACGAUAUUCGGUUACGACAUGAGCUCCGAAUGCGUCAGCGGCCACGUAAAUAUUUUCAAAUGGAAUGUAUUCCCCUUCUUUCUUCACCUUACGCUACCAAUCACUCCUGUCUAUGUGGCCAUCCUUGUACUUAGAAGAUUAACUGCCACAAAAUUGCAAAAUGAAGAAACAAUCUCCAAAAGUUCUCGUCGCCUUCAGUCGCAGUUGCUCCAGGUGAAUUUUUCUAUACAUGCAAAAUUACAGUUGGGUAUAUUGAGAACACUGCCUCAGCAGAUGAAUAGUGAUAAUUUUCUUUCAUGUACUGGGCGAGCGCUCUUCGUACAGGCUUGUCUGCCAAUUUUCUUCUUAUUUGCAGCAAUCACGUCUGCGACGGGACAGUUGAACAUCUAUCACCAUCCAAUACUUGAACACCUUACCCUCAUAUUAAUGGCAUUUGCUCCGAUGUUGACACCUCUUACAUCUCUGUACUUCAUCGGCCCGUAUAGAGUUUGGAUGCUGAGGACGUUCUUUCCUCGCAAAAAGGCCAUAAUGAUUGCACCAUCGCCAUCAGGUAGCACUGCACCAACGGUAUCAUGCAACCCUCAGAAUGCGUGA